This is a messenger RNA of Acaulospora morrowiae, 173 nucleotides long. The record is from the annotation of a GenBank genome assembly. NCBI's taxonomy places the organism in Eukaryota, Fungi, Glomeromycota, Glomeromycetes, Diversisporales, Acaulosporaceae.
UACAAGGAAAAGCGUUUCAACAUAUGAUGGCUAUAUUUGAUCCAGCAUUCCAGGUUUCAAGUAAUAUAACUUGCAAAAAUUUAGUUGCAGAGGCAUAUGAAAAUAGUGUGAAGAAAGUUAAAGCUUUAAUCAUGGAAACAUAUGAAUUUGCAACUAUAACUGUUGACUUAUAG